Molecule: messenger RNA, 1011 nt
Organism: Nezara viridula (southern green stink bug)
Lineage: Eukaryota; Metazoa; Arthropoda; Insecta; Hemiptera; Pentatomidae
Source: the annotation of a GenBank genome assembly
UUUUUGUAACCUUACUAUUACCUUUUGUAGCUAUAAAAUUCUUGAACUCAAAUUUUAACCAUGAGUUUUGAUAUUAUUUUUUAAUUUUAAAUUUUAAAACUAAGGAGUAAUUUUAACCAAGUACGAUGGAUCAUAAAGAAGAACAAAUUAACGAAAUUGAAGCUCUGGAGUCCAUAUAUUGUGGAGAAAUGGAAAUUAUUACCACUGAACCGUAUCAUGCUUUUAUUAUUCCGAUUAAAUCUGAUGACUAUGAAGAGGGAGUUGCUGGCAUUCGUUGUUGUUUAAGAUUUGAAUAUACUGAAUUAUAUCCUGAAGAACCUCCUAUCAUUGAUAUCGAAACGGAUGAAGAUUUUGAGUUCUUCGAGCCUGAAGAAUUAAAAAAUCACAUAAUAGAUGAAGCAAAUGAGAACUUGGGAAUGGUUAUGAUUUUCACUUUAGUAUCUGUCGCCCAAGAAUGGGUUAAUGAAAAAAACGAUCUUGCGAAGAUAACAAAAGUAGAACGAGAGGAAAAGAAAAAAUUUGAAGAAGAAGAGGCUGAAAGGAAAAAAUUCGAGGGUACUAGAGUUACUGUUGAAUCUUUUCUUAUAUGGAAACAGAAGUUUGAUGAAGAUAUGGGCUUUUUAUCUAAAAAAGAAAUUAAUGAAAAAGGGAAAAAAAUGACAGGUAGAGAACUUUUUAUGCUGGAUAAAUCGCUUAACGAAAGUGAUCUCAAAUUUUUGGAAGAAGGUGGGGAGUAUGUUAAGGUUGAUGAAUCGUUAUUUCAAGAUAUUGAAGAUCUGGGUAUCGAUGAAGACCUUGUGUCAGAUGAAGACUAAUUUUAUUUAACAAUUCAAUUUCAUAUUUGAACUUUUCACUUGUUUUUCAAUUAUAUACUUUUUUGUAAAUAUAUACAUAUUUAAUAUUUGUAAAUGAUUUUUACUUUAUAUUUGUUUCUGUAACUUUUCUUCUUUUUUUUAUUAAUUAUAAUAAUAGUAAUUCAUUUGUACAUAAUAAUUAUAUUAAAGAGGGGAG